Molecule: messenger RNA, 565 nt
Organism: Cuscuta campestris
Lineage: Eukaryota; Viridiplantae; Streptophyta; Magnoliopsida; Solanales; Convolvulaceae
Source: the annotation of a GenBank genome assembly
UGUACGAUCAUAUGAUGGAGCUGGACAUUGCGUCUGUCGGGUUGUUAUGUCCAGAGAGCAUAGCAUACGUGGUAGAAUUUGGAGAUCGCCAGUAUCUGGAUAAAGCACUUGAGACCUAUCAAUUGCGACCCUGGAUACUUAUGCCGUUGUAUCUAUCGACACCGCGACAUUGGGUGUUAGUUGUAAUAUGUUUGUUUGAAAACAAAGUGUAUUUUCUAAACUCCAUCAAGUCAACUGGAGGUCAUAAGAAUAUGAAGGUGAAGACUUUCGUCAACGAGUCUUGGCGAUUAUUUCAGGAACGACAUAUGCCUCAGCUUAAGGCUCGACCGGAUUGGGUUGAUGUUCCAGGAGUACCCCAACAAGAAGGGAAUGUUGAGUGUGGUUAUUAUACAAUGCGAUAUUGUUGGGUCAUCGUCAAUAUUUGUGCAAAAUGUUCAGUACCAUUAUUCGAGGUGUUUCAGUCUACUUUGCCUUAUACUAGAGCCGAGUUAGAGGAAAUUAGAGAGUUUUGGGCCGGGGGUUUUCUCGAUGAACUUGUGUAAGUUAGUAAAGUACAAUGUAGUUU